Molecule: messenger RNA, 2873 nt
Organism: Patiria miniata (bat star)
Lineage: Eukaryota; Metazoa; Echinodermata; Asteroidea; Valvatida; Asterinidae
Gene: dscc1
Product: sister chromatid cohesion protein DCC1-like
Exons: 11
Coding region: 95-1276 (393 amino acids)
Biological process (GO): mitotic sister chromatid cohesion; maintenance of mitotic sister chromatid cohesion
Cellular component (GO): chromosome, centromeric region; chromatin; nucleus
Source: RefSeq, a predicted model, not a curated record
GAAAUUUGGAGCUAAUAUCUACAAGGUAUCCGACUAGGCAAGCAGACAGCACGACCACGUGGGAUACCGCCCUCUAUCAGGACAAUAACAAAUCAUGGCGGGAAACAGAACUCUUUCACAAGUCCAGACCAUAGCGGAGCUCGCCAAACUCGAUGAAUCUGACCUUGCACCGACAUGCCAGUGUCUUUACUUUGGGUCGGAGCUCAACGCAGCCGACAUGGUUCUCAUGGAGGUGGAGAAUUCCACCUUGGACUUUCUAGAGAAGGGAAAGAGCAUAGUCAUCCGAGGAGAGAAAACAGACAGUGCAGUGUUAUGUCUGGACAAUAAGACCUACGACAUCAAGGACACAGAUACAUCCAACACAUUGUUGAUCCUUCCUCAGUGCUCCACACCGGAUGAAUGCGUAGAGAGUAAGAGGCAAAUUGUGAACAGACAGGUGACCGGUCUCGCCAAAUCUUACUACGAAGUCAAGCUGAUGCGGCCCAAGCUUCGCAAACUCCGCUCCCUUUUAGAGGACUGUCCGUACAGUGGGGAUGUGUAUGAGGAGGAAGCGGGAGGCAAGAGGUACACCUUGGAUCACAUCUUAGAUGUGGUACAGGCCAGCGAGACGGAGAUCAGGGAUGAACUGAAGAAGUUGCGAGCAUGUCACAUCAGUGGCUUUUGGAGGAUGCUCCAUUUUGACUACGAGUGUCAACUGUUAAGUCACAUUCUGUCUCUCAUUGAGGAAAAUUCCUGGAAUUUCCGCAAGAUACCUCUUGGAGAAACCCUGGACACUCUUGAGAACCUAGAGCCAAGAGCAAUCUUGGAGCACACCUUUGAAUGCUUUGGGGAGAGACUUCCAAGACAGGAGACAGAAGAUGAUGAGGUGUUUUAUUGCUUAGAUGAGGACAAGGUCUGCCAGAUGUUUGCAGAAAUGCUCCUUAGGCCUGCUGAGAAGUUCAAUUUGGCCGAGUUCUUGUUGUCAUGGCAACAGAGUGUACCAGAAGGAAUGACCACAGGGAUGCACCAACUUCAGGGGGUAGCAAUAAUAGACAAGAACAGUAAACCAGAGGUCAUCUUCCAUUUCCCUUUCUGCUUAAUGCCAGAAAAUGAAGUUGACAGAUUUAACUUCCUGUUUAAAACCAGAGAUAGGUGGACACAGGAGGAGAUGUUGCCCUACAUAGAGGAUUUAGUGACGGAGAAGUUGUCAGCAGGUGCCUUGCUACAGAAGCAUGCGAGGGCUUCGGUAGGUACCAAUGGCGUCCGGGUGUAUAACUCUAAGAGACCCAUCAAGUAGGGUUUGUCCAGUCAUCAGAUGGCUGCUUGGACUCACUGGAACAGGUGAAACCAAUUAUAGCAUGGUGUAUGAGAUUCUGAAUCUGUGGUUCUCCCUAAAACACAGACUGGGGGGGGGGGGGGUGGUGUUUGGUUUCAUAAGAGGAAAGGUGGAAAAGAACAAGACAGAAGUUAAUCAACAUUAGCUUUUGCCCUUCACCGACGUAUAAACACUGUAUACUCAGUGUGUUACCUCCGGAGUGACAGUUGGAAAAAAAUCACUCGAGUGGGACUCGAACCCAGAGACAGGUUGGCAAGUCUUGGUUGGACCUAAAAUCUUGGUUGAUGGCAUUAUUUACCCUUGACGACUGAGCCAGUCAGUCAGUCAGCGAGUCAAUGACUAUCGUUCAGAGGACAACAGGCUAGGGUUUCAGGUCCAGCAAAAGUAAUGGUGAAAACGGAUCCCAGAAUAAGUUGAAUUGGGAUUCAGCACUUUUGUAAUUUAUGUUGUACAAAUUUACUGUUCCUUUAAUACAUGUACUGUAUACUAUUCAUUUAAUACAAAUUAUAUUUAUGCAUAAUGUACAGGCAACUAUUCCGCAGUUCAGACUUUUAAGUUGGGUUACAUGCAGAGCCAGGUCAUACAGUACUGUGCUGUAUUUCAAGAUGAUAACUUAUUGUCUGAAAAUAUUUAGGAAAGGGCAAGACUGAAGGAAAUUUUGACAGAGCGAAUGAAUUCUUGAUGUCAGAUUUCAAAGCACAUAUAACUGGCACCUAUCUUAUUUUGACAUUAAUUUAAUUGGUGAAAUUGUGAAGCAGCAUUUUUAGAGCAAUAAAAAAUAUUUUGAACACAUCAAAUCCAUUACAUACCCAUGAUUAUUUCUGAACACAGAUUGCUACAUUCCCUAAAAAGAGUUGUGGUACAUAGAAUUAACUCCAUUAUAUUAAUCUUCGGAAACAAUGAAUUUCUUUUCCGUGGGCAAAUAAUAUAAAUUGUUUUGUCCAGACCAUUUUGUCCCGAAUGUUGGUCAUCUUACAACAACAGAGGGCGUUCUGUUAGUCGUGUGUUUGUGUGUUAGCAUUUCUAUCAGCUUGAAGGACAAGAAUGGGUACUAUCCAAAAGUUCAAAAUUACAGCAAAGCAAAGCAAACCUGAACCUUUCAAAAGGAAUUUAACCCCCCUUUUUUUUAGCACGGUAAGUUUGAUGAUUAACAGAUACAUGUACUACUUUUGUAGCGCCGAAGGCUCUUUGGAAAGCUAAUCUUGGAGCGUCUGCGCAAAGUUCAAUUAGUGUAAUUAGCCUGAAUUAAAUCUCCAAAAUUCUGAGAUAACAGGCCAAACCUUGUGGUGUUUUUUUUUAUCCUUGACUCUGCCCUUGACUUUGGAUUAACAAUUUAUCAAGCUGUUGCCAUUCACCACACUGUAUAAAAAAUACAUGUAAAGAUUUAUGCCAACUGUAAUACUAAAGUGUUUCAGUUAAAUGCUGUGAUAUUUUUUACAUAGCGCUUAAUAACGAAUGCAAGUACGAGUUUUUGUUGGCAAAUUGAAACUGUUCGCAUGUAUUGUUACAGUUUUUAUCAAGUAGAAUAUACAUGUACCGCUUAUGUGUUAAUUUUGAA